This is a messenger RNA of Haliotis rufescens (red abalone), 2979 nucleotides long. Its product is annotated as hemicentin-2-like. Gene Ontology annotation, molecular function: cell adhesion molecule binding. Bases 125 to 1699 code for a protein of 524 amino acids. Gene Ontology annotation, cellular component: cell-cell junction. The transcript is spliced from 13 exons. Gene Ontology annotation, biological process: cell-cell adhesion. Lineage: Eukaryota; Metazoa; Mollusca; Gastropoda; Lepetellida; Haliotidae. The record is from RefSeq and is a predicted model, not a curated record.
GUACCGCUCUGGAUAGUAUUUCAUAUACAUAUUACAUAUUACACCGUUUCAGCUUGGUGUGGGAGGGAAGUCCGAAGUGAGACAGCCAAAGCUGACGUCCCCUGUACCUUCUCUGUGUUUCAAAAUGUCUAUGUCACCGCUGAUAUUCGCUUUACUGUUGGGAGGAUCCAUGUUUGUGCCGAGUUCAACAGAACCAGAGAUCGAUGCACGUCUAAGAGUGUCCCGAUCUUCAUUCACCGUCAACAGGAAGUUUGUUUACGUCAGAGAACACAGCAGUGUGACCUUGCAGUGCAACCCUGACGCGGAUAUUACAACGGAAGGCUUUGUUUGGCACCAUAACGGACCUUCGAAUCCCAUAUACAAAGACGAGACAUAUGAUCCUGAAAGAGAUGCAGGUUUGAUAUACAUCAACAAGAUGUCUGACGUGGAACAGGGUCCUUACAACUGUCUGGUGAACACGUCCAAUGGAAGACUCCUGUCAGAGACAGUUAUACUCAAACUUGCAAAAACCGAAAAACCGCCUUUGGGCUAUGGGGUAAACCGGCUCAACGGUAUGGAUCCUCUUCCCUGUGACGUAACGGCAUAUUCAGUACCACGUGGUGAAAUCACCUGGCUUAAAAGCGAGACAAAACUGGAUCCUUCUGAAACUGAAAACGUGUACAUAAACAUGAACGGUGCCUUGGUCUUCGUAUACUUGACAAGUGAUGACUUCAAUAAGCCGUACAAGUGUGAGGUGCACAACAACGUACUGCAUGAAAAUAUUACAGGGAACACAACAUAUUUGAAAGAGGGAACAUGGAACAGUCGGAGUCAAACCAAACCAAAGCUGAUCACCAGCACCGGAACCACAUCGGCUGCGGAGGGCGAUGACGUCAUACUGGAAUGUGUCUUCGGCGGGGACCCAGCGCCCACGGUAACAUGGACGAGGAGACACGCCCGGGAGGCCCGUCACAAAUACAGCUAUCCCGCGACUAAAGGGAGCCAACUGCGUAUAGCGGACGUAGCUCUGAGUGAUGGCGGAGAAUAUAGGUGCCAGGCUAAAAACCCACCGGGAGAGGCUGAAGCAACAGUGACUGUAAACAUCAAAAAAAAGCCAGCUUUGCUGUUUCCAAAUUCUGUUGAGUCACGUUUCCUCGUCGCCGGAGACAAUGUUACCUACAACUGUAUUCCCGACUCCGGACUGGAAUCCAGAUGGCUUUUCGAUGGAACGUCACUCGAUGAUGGGACGGAACAACUUCUUUUGGGCAAUAACAAAAAGUCACUGACCAUCACAUCAACUAGAAGUGACCGAGAGGGUAUCUGUGUCCAGUGCAACGUCAGUAACGACAUCGCCUACACCCUGUACAGCGCCUGUGUCAGAUACGUGGCCACUGAAGCAGACCUACCAACAACAACCAUGAUCAUCAACACGCAAGAUCCAUCUACGCUGUCGACAUUCAAGCUGUGGUGGGUUCUUAAUCCCGUCGUCAUUGUCACUGCCGUCGUCAUCAUCAUCGCCGUGGUCGUCGUUAGCGUGAGGCGCCGAAGAGCAAAUGAGAAGAAGCGCCUGUCCACCGUAGGAAGCACAGUGGACCUGCCAAACAAGGCUAGCAUCUACUGGGAGGCCCAUCAGCUUAUAGAACAGACAUCGGAUAAAGGGCGCAUCGCACAGGUCGCAAAGAAACAACAGCAAGAUGACCUCUGGAACGAAAUUAUAUAGACCAGGGUGCGAUUUAUGACUUUUCUACCUUGCAUUCACAAGGGCGUACAUGUUGGCUGUCAAUUUCAUGACAAACAAAUGCAUUCAGCAGUUGCUCGCUUCCCUUGCUGAUGUCUUGAAGGCGCCGUUUCCAUUUGUAAUGUCCAUGCUCGUGUGUCAUGUACUAACCUGUACAUCAGGGUCUGGUGAGGUUGUAACCACUUUGAAAUGUGUUCAUAAUGAUUUGGGUGUACCUCCUUCCGCUGCUCAUAGCAGGACAAGGUGUGUUGGAAUUAGAAACACACGUUUUCUCAUUGAAGUGACCAGCCUCAUCUGGUCUUGCAAUAGUUGACCAUUUCUACAAUUUACGUUUGAAGUACAAAUGCCAGUACUAAAAUGCCUUUUAAAUGUUACUUAUUAGUUUAUUAUUAAUUUCAUAAUAUUGCGAUGAUGUAUCAGAUUGAUGCCGGAAAUGCUAACAUUUAUGAUCUCAAUUUCCGCCUAAAUAUGUUGUUUUUUUGUUUGUUGGUUGGUUUGUUUGUUGUUUAACGCCACACUCAGCAAUAUUACAGCUAUAUGACGGCGGUCUGUAAAUAAUCGAGUCUGGACCAGACAAUCCAGUGGUUGAUAUCUAGUCAAACUCGGAAAGUUCACGGGACCAGCACAUUAUUGAAGGUCCUUAAUGGCGACUGGAGGAGCCUCAUCACUUAAUGGAGGCAAAUAAGAUGGACCAGACAAUCCAGUGGUUGAUAUCAUGAGCAUCGAUCUACGCAACUGGGUAAGAUUACAUGUAUCAACCAAGUUAGCGAGCCUGACCACCCGAUCCCGUUAGUCGCCUUUUACGGCAAGCAUGGGUUGCUGAAGACCUAGUCAAACCCGGAACGUUCACGGGACCAGCACAGUAUUGAUAGUCCUUAAUGGCGACUGGAGGAUGCUCUUCACUAAAUGAAGUCAAAUAAGAAAGUGAGAAAAGUUGUUAGCCACAAUGAUUUUAUGCAGUAAUUACUCUAAACGUCAUACAUUCAAAUGAUCCCGGGGGUAGAAAUUGUCUCUGGCACCCUACAUUGGGAACCCGUGGAAUUCAUAAUUAGAAUUCAUCCCUUUGCUGGUCGUAUGAGGCGAUUUAAUAGAUGGAUAAGGACCGACGACUUUUUAAGGCGUGUCAAGGUCGCCCGAUAGUUUUGGUUGGUUGGUUUGUUGUUUUACGCCGCACUCAGUAAUAUUCCAGCUAUAUGACGGCGGUCUGUAAAUAAUCGAGUCUGGACCAGACAAUCCAGUGAUUAAUAUCAUGAGAAUCGAUG